AUGAAGGAAGAUUUUCUACCCAAUUCUCAUGUGCCCAUCAGUGAUGGGAAGUCCAUUCUCAAAUCAGAGCUCUUAAGCCUGCUAAAAACCUACAACUGCUACCAUGAGGGGAAAAGCUUCCAGCUGAGACACAGAGAGGAAGAAGGGAUUCUGAUCAUCGAGGGGCUCCUCAACAUCUCCUGGGGACUGAAGCGGCCUAUCCGACUCCAGAUGCAGGAUGACUGGGAGCGGCUGCCCCUCACCCCCACCUCAUGGGCAGUCGGGCAGUCCAGUUGUGAGCAAAUGGAAGCACUUCUUCAGGACAGUGGCAGAGAUUCAGCUGCAGAGCCAGGCACUGGGUCUUCAGUGAAGCCAGAGAGCGCCAGGAACAGCUCAGAGGCCGUGGAAGAGGACACAGAGGUCCCACAGCUACUGAGGACCAGGAGUGAUGCCAGUUGUAUGAUUCAGAGGAGGCCCAAGGGGCGCACACCUAGUGAGGCGCAGAGGAUCCAGCGACACCGCUUCUCCAUAAACGGGCAUUUCUACAACCACAAGACCUCUGUGUUCACACCUGCCUUUGGCUCCAUGACCAAUGUGAGGGUCAACAGCACCAUGACGACCCUGCAGGUGCUCACCUUGCUGCUGAACAAAUUCCGAGUAGAAAAUGACCCUGGAGAGUUUGCACUUUACAUCGUACACGAAUCUGGGGAACGAACAAAGUUAAAAGACUGUGAGUACCCCUUAGUUUCCAGAAUCCUGCAUGGGCCAUGUGAGAAGAUUGCUAAGCUCUUCCUGAUGGAAACAGACUUGGGCGAGGAAGUCCCCUGUGAUGUUGCUCAGUACAUUAACUUUGAAAUGCCGGUGCUGGACAGUUUUGUUAAGAAAUUAAAAGAAGAGGAGGAAAGAGAAGUAAUCAAACUGACCACGAAGUUCCAAGCCUUGCGUCUGACAAUUCUGAAGCGUCUGGAGCAGUUGGUGGAAGUCAAGUAG
Messenger RNA from Elephantulus edwardii (Cape elephant shrew), 969 nucleotides. RefSeq names its product ras association domain-containing protein 4-like. NCBI's taxonomy places the organism in Eukaryota, Metazoa, Chordata, Mammalia, Macroscelidea, Macroscelididae. Gene Ontology annotation, biological process: signal transduction. The transcript has 10 exons. The record is from RefSeq and is a predicted model, not a curated record. Bases 1 to 969 code for a protein of 322 amino acids.